Messenger RNA from Arabis nemorensis, 411 nucleotides. NCBI's taxonomy places the organism in Eukaryota, Viridiplantae, Streptophyta, Magnoliopsida, Brassicales, Brassicaceae. The record is from the annotation of a GenBank genome assembly.
AUGGCGACUCCUGGAUCGAUCCAGAAGGAAGAUGAUGAGUGGCGUGCGGUUCUUUCUCCGGAACAGUUUAGGGUUCUCCGGCAAAAAGGCACUGAAUAUCCAGGAACAGGAGAAUAUGUGGAUUUCGACAAAGAAGGAAUUUACGUCUGUGUAGGAUGCAAAACUCCGCUUUAUAAAUCCACCACAAAGUUCAACGCAGGAUGUGGCUGGCCAGCGUUCUUUGAUGGAAUCCCCGGCGCUAUAACCAGAACCACGGAUCCAGAUGGGAGAAGAACAGAGAUCAACUGUGCAGCAUGUGGUGGACAUCUUGGUCAUGUUUUCAAAGGAGAAGGUUUCGGUACUCCAACCGAUGAACGCCAUUGCGUGAACAGCGUUUCGCUCAAGUUCACACCCGCAAAUCCUUCCUUGUAA